Molecule: messenger RNA, 2252 nt
Organism: Notothenia coriiceps (black rockcod)
Lineage: Eukaryota; Metazoa; Chordata; Actinopteri; Perciformes; Nototheniidae
Gene: eif2s2
Product: eukaryotic translation initiation factor 2, subunit 2 beta
Exons: 9
Coding region: 108-1106 (332 amino acids)
Biological process (GO): translational initiation; formation of translation preinitiation complex
Cellular component (GO): eukaryotic translation initiation factor 2 complex
Molecular function (GO): mRNA binding; translation initiation factor activity; translation initiation factor binding
Source: RefSeq, a predicted model, not a curated record
GCGUACUGCUGAUCUAACGCUGAUGCAAGAAUUUUUUAGCGCAGCAUUGUGGGACUGAUCGAGGGACCAAAAGUAGCCAGAUUUGAGUCAUUUUACAGCCCGCAAACAUGUCAGGAGACGAGAUGAUUUUCGAUCCCAACAUGACCAAAAAGAAGAAGAAGAAGAAGAAGCCCUUCAUGCUGGACGAGGAAGGAGGAGAGGGCGUGGGAGGAGAAGAGGCUAAGGAGGUGGAGGCGAAGGAGGCCGAGCCAGAGACAGGAGAUGACAAGGAGGUGGAAUUCGAGGAAGAUGAAGGCAGGAAGAAAGAGCCAUCCGAUGAUUUGAACGACUUGAACUUCUUCAACCAGAAAAAAAAAAAGAAGAAGCCUAAGAAAGUGUUUGAAAAUGAAGUCGAGGAGGGUCUUAAGGAGCUGAAAAUCGAAGGAGAGCAGACAGAGGUGCCCGAAGAGGACAACUUGGAUCUGAUGCUUCCUACCAAGAAAAAGAAACAAAAGAAAGUGGACUUUGAUGAGGGAGAACUACUGGAGAAGGAUGACGCAUUGGAGGAUGACGAGGGGAAGAACAACGAUGGGAUCUCCUUCAGCUCCAUCACAGGACCAUCUUGGGCCGGCUCCGAAAGAGAUUACUCUUAUGAUGAGCUCCUGAACCGAGUCUUCAACAUCAUGAGGGAGAAGAACCCCGACAUGGUGGCCGGAGAGAAGAGGAAAUUUGUGAUGAAGCCUCCUCAGGUGGUCCGAGUGGGAACUAAGAAAACCUCCUUCGUCAAUUUCACAGAUAUCUGCAAACUGUUGCAUCGUCAGCCUAAACAUCUCCUUGCUUUCCUGUUAGCUGAGCUGGGAACAAGUGGUUCCAUAGAUGGAAAUAACCAGCUUGUAAUUAAAGGCAGAUUCCAACAGAAACAGAUAGAAAACGUUUUGAGAAGAUAUAUCAAGGAAUAUGUGACGUGUCACACCUGCCGCUCCCCAGAGACCAUCCUGCAGAAGGACACUCGCCUCUAUUUCCUGCAGUGUGAAACGUGCCACUCCCGCUGCUCCGUCGCCAGCAUCAAGACCGGUUUCCAGGCUGUGACGGGCAAGAGGGCGCAGCUCCGUGCCAAAGCCAACUAAAGACCACCGAAGCUGGGCUCUCGGUCCCCCCCAAUUCCCCUCAGAAGGGCCGAGGCUGGGGUCGGGGGCCCUCAUGAUUUCUCUAAAAGGACUCUCUGAAUCGAACUGUGGGAGGGUUUGGCUGUUGUUGAGUUGUGUCGUGGCCUGAGAGGCGGGGAGUGAGAGUAUCUAAGGCUGACGGAUGGGGUUCAGGCACCACAAGCAGAUGAUGUGUAGCACACAUUCUGUUGGAUGCAUUUGAUUUGUUUGGCUGACGAACCCUCCAGCUCCUAGGUUGUUAUUUCUGUCUCCAUUUGCUGUGAUUCCUGCAAGAAAACCUUGAUUUUAAUAUGGCAUCCUCAUUCUUUCCUCUCCCACUUUACAUACAACAGACAUGACAUUUUUCCAGCUAAUUUAAUCUACCAUGAAAGGGCAUAGUUUGCUCUGCUCAGUGUGGUUGUGUCACUCAUGUGGUCAGGUCUUUAUUCUUGAAUUUCACACUGCUUAAACUCAAGGUUUUGUUCUUGUUUCUAAAUCACAAACUGGCCUGUCCAGAAUGUUCUGCUCCUGUUUAUCAAUGCUAAUCAAAAUGCCUGGGCUGGAGUACGUACAGGAGGAUUUGUCAUUGUUACUUAUCUGUGCCAGGCUCCUAACAAGGAUGCUGUUUUAUAGCAGGAGAUGACCACAAAGUCAAACAAUGAUAAAGGGGGUGAGCAUGUUUUCACUGAAGACUUUAAUAGAGAGGUUGUUUGGGGGACAGAUCUAGAAAUAAUUCAGCGUGUUUGUGAGUGCUUUUUUGGCAUUGAUGAGCAAUUGUGUACUUCAUGGUUUUUUGCUUCUGAUGUUAAGAUCAAAUAAUUUUAUCAAACAUUGGAGAUUUGAUGUGACAUGAUACAUUCUGUCAAGAAGAAAGCUUCCCCACUUAAAAAAAAAGCCUUUGAGUGGAAACUUAACAUCAGUCUUCUCUUACAGAUCUUAAUUUUCAAGUGUUAUUCAAGAAAUGUAAGCCCAAGCUAGCCAGGAUAUGGAGACUUAUCAACCAAUGAUGCUAGAUACCAUAUUAUAUUGAUACUGUUCUUGUUUGAGAAGAAUGGAUAAGAAGGUCUGGCUGGAAUCAUUUUAAAACCUGGUUUUUACAAAAAUAAAAUGUUCUACUCUCUCUCUCAA